AUGAGUCAUCUAAAAGAAGUUCAGCUUUGGCCAUGCCGCAGACCCGUUCCUCGAUCGAUGACGUCGGCUGAUCCGAAGAGAGAGUGCGCCCUGAGGGGAGAAUCGGGGUCAGGCCGUGAGAUUUCUUCGCCGACGUCUACUUUUGACAGUUAUGCGGGUCGUUCUCCUUCUUCUGACAUUGAUUUUGCUGCUCCAUCGCAUUGAUGCUCAACUCUUCACUCCUUGUAACGGUUCGUUUCCUUGAAAUUCAAACUCGUGUUUUUUGUUUUGUUUCAAAACAGUUUAUUAAGACUCGUUUUGAGACAUUUUCAGGUAAAUCUUCGUUGGGCGGCGUCUGCGAUGUGAACAACGACUGUGAGAAUAAAGGUUCUAUAUGCCUGAGAGGCAAAUGCAGGUACGUUUUUCUUUUUCAUAGAAAGUUUCAUUUUAGUUACGCCUGGUAAUAAUUAAUUGUAAAGAAAAAUUGAGAAAAAAGAAUUUUUUAGUACCCUAGACUAUUUUUUUGAACAAUUCUUCAAUUUUUUUCGAAGUCCUUUUUAUUACUUUUUAAAUUUUUUUAGAAUAUAAGAAUUUGUAUUCUCAAUGUUAUUUGUUUAUUAUCUCAUUUUUUUCUCACUAUCCUCAAAGCUUCAAUUGGAAAUAAAUUCAUUUUUGCCUCGAUAAAUUAUCUCAUUCAGAUGCCAUCCACACUAUGUCGAAGCGAUAGACGAAAAAGGUCGACAGGCCAGUUGCAAACCAUGUUCGUUUUCUCUUUCUUUAAUGAACUUUGGAAAAGAAUUUUUUUAUCGAUUUUUCUAGUAUUCAAAAAAAUAGAGUGGAAGUUCAGACUUAUGAUCUUUUUUUGAAAAGGAGAAAAAGCCCUUUUUAAAUUUUUUUACUCCUUUCAAAAAAAUCCCAAAGAUUAUAACUGAAAAAUCUUGAAAUUUUGUAGCUGAAAGUUGCUUUUUCCCUUUUUGGACUUCUACCAAAUUUUAGCUUAUUUUUUUCGAUUUUGAGCAUCGAAAGAGCUUUGAAAACGAUCGACGGUUUCACAGUGUUUCACCCGUUUUAGUUCCUCGGAUUAUUUUUCAUUUCGUCGAUAAAUUCCGGGUGAAACAUUGGAGCACCCGCCUGAUCCUUUGUCUUGUAAAAUUAUGACGUUUUUGUCCAGCGGGUCUUUUGCCACAGCUUAAGAAACCUUUGUUUUAGUGCCAGCAAAGGUCGGAGCUACGUGUUCUUCAAAAUGUCGUGAGCCGCUUUUCUGUCGAAAUGGCGAAUGUCAAUGCGUUCAACGGGGAACCACGAGAAUCUCCAAUGGCGAAUGUGUCACUAGUCAGUUUUUUUGGAAAGAUUUUUAUCAAUGUCUUUUUCUUUGUAUUCCAAUCGUUUGUUAGAUAAUCUACCUAUAACAUCAUUCGAGUGCAAAAAAAGUAGUUUUUCUUUUUAUCUCUUUUUCUUUUUUUUGAUCUUUUUUCUUUUGAUUUAUUUCCAUUUAGAGGCGCUGGUUAAGGUGCUGAUGAAUAUAAUUCUGUUUUUCUAAUCACUUUUGAUGAAGCUCUGUUUCGAUUGAACUGGAAAACGAAUGAUUACAGCUUCUCGCGUCGGCGACCGAUGCUCACGCCACUACGACUGCACAUCCCCGUUUUCGGCGUGCCUCAAUUCCCAGUGUGUCUGCAUUUCCGGAACGAUCCAGCAGGUUGAAGAAAUAGCCAUUGAAAAAAAUCAUAACUUCACAAAAAAACGUUUCGAAAUUAGGCCUAUUUGAUUAAAAACUCUGAUUUAAGAAUGAGCAACUUUAUUUCUGGGCCGAUCCCGUAGGUUUAAAAAUUCCAUUGAGAAGAGCAGCAAUGUAGGAAAUGAAAUGAAGCAAAAAACGUUUCGAAGUUAGACUUAUUUUAAAAAAAUGCUGAUUUUAGAAAAAAACUAAUUACAUUUUGCAACUAUUGAGCAGAUUGUUCCUAUAUAUGAUAAAACCAACCUUUUUUUUUCACUAACCACUGAAGUUUAGGGUUCAAGAUGCGUCGCCGCGGCCAACUGUCCUCUUGGCGGACUUCCUGGUCAAAGUUGCGUCCGAAGAUCUGACCCUUCUCUGGUCAGUAAGUUCAAACGGAACAGUAGUUCGAUAGUAUAUGGAAGAUUUCAGAUACCUCAAAACUCUCUUAAAAACCGCUACGGUCUAAAUUGGGACUUUUCUUUCCUAGAAAAAAAAGAAUUCUAUAACGUGAGCAAUAAUAAGCAAGCGUGAGAUGUAAAUGAGGUAAAAUUUGAUGUAAAAGCUGUUAGUGACCUCGCAACUUUAAUAAAUAUCACUACGAACCCACCCAAAACGUUUCCUUUUUUUUUGAGAGAAUUUAUCUAACGUGAGCAAUGAAUAGCAAGUCUGAUGUUUCUGAACGACGAGGGCUAUUAUUUUACACAUGCCGACGAUUUUGGUGAAGAUUUAUUGAAUUUUCAUAAGACGGUGCUAGGAAUUUGAGUUCCUUUCAUUAAGCAGAGUUUUUUAAAGGUCAUUUAUUAAUAUUUAACUUUGAAAAAACAUUAAUUCAGUAUUUUCCAGUGUUAUAAAUUUGCUAAUAUCACCUUCUGUCAAAUUUAUUAGAAUUUUCGUAUUAAGGCUUACAAUCUGCCUUCUGAUCAAGACAAUUGCCCCAACGGGCAGCUUUGUGUGACAGCUGGUGACAGCCAAGUUGGUCAGUUGAUCAAAAAGUUAGGAGAUCUCAAGGAAAAUUGAAGGCCAUUGCUGUCCGGUAGUGUGUCCUCUGGCAAGCCACGUCGAUAUCAAAUAUUCUUGUGAUCCCAACGCGACGACUCUCGCCAGAUGUCCCUCGGAUACGCAUUUCUGUCACUUGUUAUCAGGUUAAAAAUAAUCUUCUUCUGAGAACUGAAGAUUUCUUCAGACGGAUUCUUCACUCAGGCCGUUUGCUGUAGGCGUCCCUGCAAUGCCAUGGCUCCCAAUGCGCUAUACGCCAACAAUGAAGUGAGUUUGUGUUUUCUAACAAGGAUUUACUUGUAAAUUUCUUGAAAAACCGCCAGAACACUCUUCGAUCUACCCAAAGUUGAUCCUAGAAGUUUCAACCUCCACAAUUUCCUAGUUUUCGAAAAACAAGAGCUCAAACCCCUCCCCCCUCCUCAAAACAGACUAUUUUGACGGUUUUUGAUGGUUUCUUUGGACUUUGAGGCUUCCUUUUUUCGAAAACUAGAACUUUACCGUUUGAACUUCAGACUAAAAAAACAGAAAUCCGCAAGCGGUUAUAAAGAUUGGGUCCUACAACGAAAUGGCGACCUCUAAGCUCCAAACUCCAAGUUUUUUAUAAAAAAAAUGCCCAAUUAUGAUCAGAAGUUUGAAUCUGUGCGUGAAAUUCGCCAUCCAAAGCACUCAAAUUUUUCGAUAUUUUCCAAAAAUAAUGUAUCGCCAGAUUUCCAGAAUCGUUUUUGUAAAGUCUUUUGCAAACUUCAAAGCUUGUCGAUUUGUUUUCAACAUUGAUAUUAUCUUUUCCAGUGUAUUCCUCGAGGACAACUCAACUCAGCGUGUACCACCAACGCACAAUGCGAUGGGAACGAAGGAAUGGAGUGCGUCAAGGUUCGUAAAGACCUUUUUCAUAACAUUUUAGAGCCUUUUUUUCAGAACCAAUGCCAGUGUCAGAAGAACUUCCAUCCGGCCGUAGAUACUCUGACGCAUCCGCUCAAAAAUCCGUCGCAGACUUGCUCUCGCGACUGCGAAAAUGAGAACCUGAGCAGGGACACGAGCUGCAUGAAGGUUUGCCUUCAGAUAACUUUCAUUUAAAUAACUUUCUCACAACUAAUGUGAUAUGUUUGAAUAGAAUCGUUGAAAGUUCAAAAUAGUUUCCCUGUUUGAUCGGAAAAAAAACCUUGUGGUUGGAAAUUUUUGAACUCAUCAAGUUCUUAUAUAAACAAUUCGCUCUUUUAGAAACUUGUUUAAGAGAAUUUUUUUUUAUUUUACCCUUUUGUCUCGCUAUUUUUAACGUUCAGUUUCCUCUGACUAAUCUAUGAAUUUUGAAUUUACCGUCAAUUUCCUUUUUAUACGACUUCGAAGUAUUAUUUUUCUUUCUUUCCGUUGUGUUAUUUCCAUUUUAAUCAAAGAUGGGCUGUAGUUUAUCGUCUUGCCUCUGUACGAUUUACAAGCUCUUUAAAUUGACAUCUGAAAUGUUUCGCUACAUCUAUUUUUGUAGCGUAUUCCUCCUUUUGGCUCAUUGCCGGAGGCUCUUUGUAACGCAAAAGCUUCGCUCUAAAUUAUCCAGAAAGCUUCAAAAAAAAAUCUCAUAACUGAUCUGAAAAAUUAAUAAUAAAAUUCAGGCGGUUCCUCUCGGCUCGCUUUGUUUCAUCCAAAAACAAUGUCCUCAAAAUUCGGGUUGCUACAGAGGCCGCUGCAUGUGCCGUUGUGGUUUCCAGAUGAAGGUUUCGGUUUUUUUUUCUUUUUUUAUUAAAAUGAAAUUUUCAGGGCGACAAAUGUGUGGCUCUCCCACCGCCAAGCACCACAACUCAAGCGCCUUCAAGUAAUUUCUUAAAAUCAAAAAAUAAUUAAAAAGGAAACUUUUCAGUUCCAAUAAUUCCCGGCGUCCAGGUGCCCCAAGGCAACGAUUUAUUCAAGCUUUUCGGCCAAUUCCUCGGCGGCGGGUCCAACGGCGGCGGAAUAUCGUUCGGAUGA
Molecule: messenger RNA, 4645 nt
Organism: Caenorhabditis auriculariae
Lineage: Eukaryota; Metazoa; Nematoda; Chromadorea; Rhabditida; Rhabditidae
Source: the annotation of a GenBank genome assembly